This is a messenger RNA of Cynoglossus semilaevis (tongue sole), 3082 nucleotides long. Its product is annotated as LIM domain kinase 1. Bases 291 to 2369 code for a protein of 692 amino acids. Gene Ontology annotation, molecular function: protein serine/threonine kinase activity; protein binding; ATP binding. The transcript is spliced from 15 exons. Gene Ontology annotation, biological process: actin cytoskeleton organization; positive regulation of stress fiber assembly; protein phosphorylation. The record is from RefSeq and is a predicted model, not a curated record. Lineage: Eukaryota; Metazoa; Chordata; Actinopteri; Pleuronectiformes; Cynoglossidae. Gene Ontology annotation, cellular component: nucleus; cytoplasm; neuron projection.
CUUCUGCACUGGGAUCGGAUUAUUUCUCUGCUACCCGCUGGUGCCAGUGGUUCAGUCUUUUUUUUACUUAACUUCGCUUCACAUCAUCAGAGAGGAAACACACGCACACACACAGGAAGCCCUGAAGCACAUGGUGUGUGUGUGUGUAUGUGAGAGAGAGAGGACAAGAGAAAGGACAACACCUCAUGAUUUGGUCAGAAAUAAAUGCAGUUGACGCUUUCUCUUUUCUGAACUGGCUGGACUGUUGGGAUUGUGUGUAGAAAUCUGUGUCGCUGGGCUGGUACGAGAGGAUGUCACGACGGGACCAGAGGUUUAGAAGAGGAAUGAAAGGCCGGUGUGGGGAAUGUGGCUGUAUCCUGUCUCACUGGUACUAUGAAAAAGAAGGACAGCUCUUCUGUAAGAAGCACUACUGGGCCCGAUACGGAGAGCACUGCCACGGCUGCAAUGAAACCAUAACAACUGGACUCAUUAUGGUAGCUGGAGAGCAGAAGUACCAUCCUGAAUGUUUCACCUGCAUGAGCUGUGACAUGUUCAUAGGAUAUGGAGACAGCUUUACACUUGUUGAACACAAAAAACUCUACUGUGGCCACUGUUUCUGUCAGGGUGUAGUGUCAGGUGUGAGCUCAGCUUCUCCUCUCACCAAAAGUCACCACAUGGUCGCACUGGUGUCUCUACCGCCGCAUGCAGGAGUCCACCGAGGCCUGACUGUAGAGACUGAUGCCAGCCAAGACAACAGUCCACUUGUAACAGUGACGGAGUUGGACAUGGCCGUCCUCAGUCCAGACCUGCUGUCCUCCAUCCACACUGGCGAUCGAGUACUGGAGGUCAAUGGUGUUCCAGUUUAUAACAUUCCUCCAGACGAGAUAAACCGUGUCAUCCAGGACACCAGCCGACCCCUGCAGCUGACCAUUGAACACAACCCACAGCCUCCAGAUGACCAACAGCACCCAGACCACCCCCAGGACCCUAUCAGCUGCUCUGAACCCUGUCUGCACAACAAACUCGCUGUAAGUCACAAACUCCCAAGUCUUGAGGAAGAGCCAGGUCCAGUGGAGGAGGAGGAAGAUCAAACCAGAACAAACCUGUCGGCACAACCAAACUCAGGAACUACAGAAAUGCGCUCCAGGCAGAUCCUACGUAGCUGCAGUAUAGAUAAGUGUCCUCUUUCUCCCGGAGGGUUGUCACUGUUAUCUCAAAGGAGAGACAUGGUUCGUUCGGAAUCUCUACGAGUGUACCCCGGAGAUAGGGCACACCGCAUCUUCAGACCUUCUGACCUCAUUCAUGGAGAAGUCCUUGGGAAGGGCUGCUUCGGACAAGCUGUUAAGGUAACACAUCAGCAGACUGGUGAGGUGAUGGUGAUGAAGGAGCUGAUACAAUUUGAUGAGGAAACGCAAAAGACAUUUUUAAAAGAGGUGAAGGUCAUGCGAUGCCUGGACCAUCCCAAUGUUCUGAAGUUCAUUGGACUGUUUUAUCAGGACAAACGGAUCCACUUUAUCUCCGAGUACAUCCAAGGUGGAACUCUCAGAGAGACCAUCACAAAAACAGACAAGGACUUUCCCUGGCGUAUACGAGUGAGCUAUGCCAAAGACAUUGCGGCUGGAAUGGCCUAUCUGCACUCCAUGAAUGUUAUCCACCGAGAUCUGAACUCAUACAACUGCCUGGUCAGAGAGAACCAGUCAGUGGUGGUGGCAGAUUUUGGACUGGCCAGGCUGGUGAUGGAGGAGAAGACUCAGAGCAAGACAUCGUCACUGGAGCAGCCUGUGAAGAGGCCGCUGUCGGAGCUGCACAGGCCGAACAGGAGGAAGCGCUACACUGUGGUAGGGAACCCAUACUGGAUGGCCCCAGAGAUGAUCCGUGGAAACACUUAUGACGAAAGUGUUGACGUCUUUUCCUUUGGGAUCAUGACAUGUGAGAUAAUUGGCAGAGUGAAUGCUGAUCCGGACUAUUUACCUCGCACGAAUGACUUUGGGUUAGAUGUGGUUAGUUUUAUGCAGCAGUACCACAGACCACAAUGUCCCUCCACCUUCCUGCCACUGGCUGCGCUCUGCUGUGACAUGGACGCUGACAAACGCCCUUCCUUCUCUAAGCUGGAGGAGUGGCUGGGUAAUCUGCUGAUGCACCUGGACAUUGGUCUGCCUCUGCUCUCUGAGCUGGAGCAGCUUCGCCAAACCUUCUGGGAAAGUCAACACAGUCACUUCCACGGCCGGGACAACGCACUAGAAUCUAACCAACUCACUGACUGUUCACAACCACGAGGACAGAGUACACACAGUGUAAAUAAAAACACAGAGCCGGUUCGCACACCCACGAGCCCAGACGAAUCGGUCACACCUGACAACCAGCUGAACGGACAGCAACACUUGAUGUGAACACAAAGUGAUGGUUGAAGAAAAACUCUUAAACAUCAACACAGGCUGUGAGAACCAGACAUAAGACAAGAGGCGGUGCAGGGAAGCCCUGAGUGAAGACUUGGAAAAGAACCAUAAUAAAACACACGUUCAGCACCAAACACUGCAGGUCAACAGCUCCUUGUCUCUCAACAAACAGAUGUGCAGAGUUUUGUGGGUCCACGGAGAACAGUUCAGUCCUCUAAGCACUUCUAAGAAAAGGAGAAGACCCUCAGACCAGAACCAGGUUCUGAGGCGCAGAACGUGAAAGGAACACACCUUUUUUGUGUUUUCUUUCUCAACAACCAAGGGCAAGAACAUACAUUUUGGGACAUGGUAUAGGAGAAACACAAAAAAGAACACAAUGCAAAUACCUAGAAUACUAUAUCACCAGUGUACUGUAUGUGUGACAGGUUUAAACUGGCUCUGGUAUCUUCUCCCUCCAGAAACUGUGACGUCAACAGCACUUUAGGCUUCUUGCUAAAUUCUUACUUUUUGGCUUUCAAUUAAAUAAAAAAAAGUUGAAUUAAUUAAAAAUAUAUAUUGUUACAUUUAAUCCAGCAUUUUGCAUAAAAAAAUACUCCACCACUUAAUGUACAGUUAAAUGACUACAGGAAGUGAUAAUGUGUGCAUUUAACAAACAUUGUAGAUGAGAUUUUAUCAAUGAUCAGAAAUAAAUAUUUUUGAUAUAACAA